CCUUACUGUUGAAAAUUGAUCCUCUCUUUAAGAUUAUGGAUUAUUAGUUUCAUUAUAACUUAUAAUUCAUAAAACAUCAUAACUUACUGUCAAUGACCAUAAAUGCAUUACAAGUUUUUUGUUUCCUUCUUUAAGAACACACAAGGAUAGCAAUGCCCUAGCGUGGUUGGAGGGAGAGGAUUUGGUCCUAGUACUUCCUUUUAAGUGGUUUGGUGUUUUCAUACCUUGCCUGGUUGGUUUUGAUUGUUUUAAUUACAUAGGCCCUCAAUACUGCUACCGUUGGCUGAUGUUACUGUUCUUGUUGCCUGUUCACAUACACACUCAUUUUUUUUCUGUCUUAUAUGCUCUAGAUUCUUCUCCAAGUCCACAACACAAAAAAUCACAAUAUCCUGGUUUAGCCCAUCUCUCUCUCUCUUUUCACAUCCUCCAAGACCCUACUUCCGAGUGAGAUAUAAUGGUGUAGUCCCCGUCAACUAUGAUUUACACAGCUAUUGACACGUUCUAUCUAACGGACGAACAACUUCAGGACACACCUUCUAGAAAAGAUGGAAUAGAUGAAGCCACUGAAACGACACUUAGAAUAUAUGGCUGUGAUCUUAUCCAAGAGAGUGGCAUUUUACUUAAGGUACCGCAGCAGGUAAUGGCCACUGGUCAGGUUCUAUUCCAUCGGUUCUACUGCAAGAAGUCAUUUGUUCGUUUCAACGUGAAGAGAGUUGCUGCGAGCUGUGUAUGGCUUGCCUCAAAACUAGAGGAAAACCCUAGGAGAGCGAGGCACGUUCUAAAUGUUUUCCACAGAAUGGAAUGCAGAAGGGAGAAUCUACCGAUAGAGCAUUUGGAUGCCUUUUCAAAGAAAUAUUCAGAAUUGAAAAUGGAUUUGAUCAGAUCGGAACGACAUUUACUAAAGGAGAUGGGUUUCAUAUGCCACGUUGAACAUCCUCAUAAGUUCAUAUCAAAUUAUCUUGCCACUCUUGAGACACCCCCAGAGUUGAGACAGGAAGCUUGGAAUCUUGCAAAUGAUAGCUUGCGCACAACUUUAUGUGUGCGGUUCAAGAGUGCGGUUGUGGCUUGUGGAGUUGUAUAUGCUGCUGCUCGUCGAUUCCAUGUUCCCUUGCCUGAAGACCCUCCAUGGUGGAAAGCAUUUGAUGCCGAAAAAACGGGCAUAGAUGAAGUUUGUAGAGUUCUAGCUCACUUAUACACUCUACCUAAGGCACAAUACAUUCCCGUAUGCAAGGAAGGUGGUUCUUUUACGAUGUCUAAUAGGUCAUGGGAUUCACCAUCUCAACCUCUUCCCAAGGAAGGUCCAUCAAGUGGCCCACCAAUGCCUGAAGAUGCAAACACAAGCAAGGUGUCUCCUGCAGCUGUUAUUCCAGAUUUUGCAGUGAUAAAAGCAGCAAUUGGUAAGUUGAAAGAUUCAACAAAGAGUGAUGAUAAUGUUCCCGUUGAGGGAGAGGUUAAAGAGGAAGCUAUUUCAAAAAGCAAGGGUGAACAUAGAACAGAUACCAGCGGAGAGCAAUCAAGAGACAGAGAACGAGAUAAGGAAAGGGAAAGACAUAAGGGUCGGGAACGUGAAAGAGGGAGAGAUUCUGAAAGGGAAAGGGAGCGAGAUGAUGCAGAGAGGGACAGAGAAAAAGUCAAAGAUAGGAGCCACCGGUCAAAGGACAGAGGGAAGGAUUCAGGACAUGCUGAAAAAGCGAAACACCAUUCUUCCCGAGAUCGGGACUACCAUGGCUCCUCAUAUUCUUCACGGGAGAAGGAUCGGCAUAGGCAUCAUUCAUAUGGUUAAUACUUACUCGCAAGACAUAAUUGUAAUUUAUUAUAAACUUUGACAUGGAGCAGAGAUAGAUGAUAUGUUUGUGUUGGAUGGCAAAAACUUGGACCAUUUUCUGUAUGAUUAACAACAGCAGCUUAUCUUCAAUUUAUGUUGCAACAUAAUUGUGU
This is a messenger RNA of Cynara cardunculus var. scolymus (artichoke), 1938 nucleotides long. Its product is annotated as cyclin-L1-1. Gene Ontology annotation, molecular function: cyclin-dependent protein serine/threonine kinase regulator activity. Lineage: Eukaryota; Viridiplantae; Streptophyta; Magnoliopsida; Asterales; Asteraceae. Bases 476 to 1783 code for a protein of 435 amino acids. The transcript is spliced from 9 exons. Gene Ontology annotation, biological process: regulation of transcription by RNA polymerase II. Gene Ontology annotation, cellular component: nucleus. The record is from RefSeq and is a predicted model, not a curated record.